AUGGGUGAUUCUAAAACACCAUCACUAGUUAUUGGUGAAAAUAACCAAACAACACAACCACUAACUGAAAAGUCUGAAACAAAUGAUAAUGAUAAUAAUAAUAAUAAUAAUAAUAUUAUAAAUAAUAAUAAUAAUAAUAAUAAUAAUAAUAAUAAUAAUAAUAAUAACGAUAAUAAAAGCGAUAAUAAUAAUAAUAAUAAUAAUAAUAUUAUAAAUAAUUAUAAUAAUGAAAAAGAUAUCAUUAAUAAUCAAGAAAAUAUUAAUAUAGAAACAAAUAAUAAUAAUAAACCUUAUACUAAUAAUACUAAUAAUACUAAUAAUACUAAUAAUACUAAUAAUACUAAUAAUAAUAAUAAUAAUAAUAAUAAUAAUAAUAAUAAUAAUAAUAAUAAUAAUAAUAAUAAUAAUAAUAUUAAUAAUCAACAAAAGAGUACAUUUAAGUCAUCAUUAUCUUCAUUCUUAACAAGUUAUUAUACUAGCUCAACAAAUAAUAAUAAUAGUGAUAGUAAUAAUAAUAAUAAUAAUAAUACAAAUAAUACAAAUAAUAAUAAAACAACAUAUUUUGGACACGUUAGGAAUUCAAUAUCAUAUGUCACUAGUAGUUUACCAGGAAUACCAUCAUAUAGUUCAUUACCUUCAUUUAACAUUCCAUUAAUAUCAUAUAUUUCAAAUUCAAUACCCUUCCCAAUAAAUUAUUCAAGAUCUUCAAAUUUAACUAAUAAUAAUAAUAAUAAUAAUACUACAACAACAACAUCAUCAUCAUCGUCAUCAUCACAACCAAUACCAAUAAAGAGUAAUGAUAAACAACAACAACAACAACAACAGCAACAACAAUUAAAUAAUCCAAUAGCACCAAUAAAUAUGUCACCAAAUUCAUUUAAUAGUAUAUCAAUUGAAAGUAAUAGAUUGGUGAUUAGUAAUAGUUUAGGAACAGAGGAACAAUUUCAAGAUAUUAUACGUAGAUUAGAACAAUCAAAUUAUAAAUUACAUUUGAUUUCGUUAGAUACAUUCAUUGAGAAUAUAAAGAAUGAUUUAACUCUAUCAAUAGAUGAUAUAAGCUCUUCAGUUCAGUCCUAUAUUGCAACUACUUUACCAAUAUUAAUGCAUGUUUGUGCUUCAAUUCCAUUUCAAACCAAUGAAGGUGCAAUCAAUAUGAUCGAAUCAAAGUCAUCAUCAUCAUCACCACUACCACCACCACUUCAAACUUUAAUGGGCAAAUCAAUUAAUGAAAUCGAGAUUAUCAUUUAUGAAUUUAUGGAACAAUAUAUAGCUAGUAGAUUAUAUCGUAGAAUAUUCUCAUCUCAAGAGGCUAUUCAAAAAGAUACAUUAUUAUGUGAACAUAUUUCAAGAUUUCAACAUAUUACACCCUCAAAUUUAGAUAUCAAUGAUUCAAUCAUUUCAACACAAUUCCUCGAACAAAUUCAAGAGGAACUCUUAUACAUUUCAAUCUUCAAAUCUCCACGUGAAAAAUUAAUGUGUAUUAAAAAAAGUUUUAAAUUAUUAUUUCAAUUACUUUCAAAAACUCAAUUACCAAGUGUUGUUGGUGCUGAUUUAUUAUUACCAAUAGUAAUUUUUUGUUUAAUAAAAUCAAAUUUACCAUUUCUCUGGUCAAAUUUACAAUUUAUAUCAUUAUUUAGAGAUCCAACAUUAAUCGAGAGUGAAACAAAUUAUUUUUUAGUUACAAUGAUAACUGCAGCAUCUUUCAUUGAAAAUAUGACAUUUGAAUCUUUAACUGAUGCAGUCGAUCCAAAUGCACCACCAAAAUCAUCAGAUGAUAAUAUUAUAAUUGAAUCAAAUAAUAUAGAAAUCAAUAAAGAGAAAAUUGAAGAACAAAAAGAAAAUAAUAAUAAUAAUAAUAAUAAUAAUACAUUAGAACCAAUUAUUAUAGAUACUUUACAACAACAUGAAUCAAAUAAAUUGGUUUCAGAUAAAGAAAUUGUUAAUGAAAAUGAAAGAGAAAUAAAAAAUAGUGCCUCUAGUAACGAUAAUGAUAAAAUGAAAAUAGUGACCAACAAUGCAACAGAAGAAGAAAAAAAAAAAUUAUUCAAAUUUUAUAAUUCUAAACCUGAAGAAUUAUCUGUCAAAGAAAUUAAACAGCUUUUAAAUGAAUAUAAUUCUCUAGUUGAUAAAUACUUUGAAACUAAAUAA
This is a messenger RNA of Dictyostelium discoideum AX4, 2148 nucleotides long. Its product is annotated as vacuolar sorting protein 9 domain-containing protein. Gene Ontology annotation, biological process: vesicle-mediated transport. The coding region runs from base 1 to 2148 and encodes 715 amino acids. The record is from RefSeq and is a predicted model, not a curated record. Gene Ontology annotation, molecular function: GTPase activator activity; guanyl-nucleotide exchange factor activity. NCBI's taxonomy places the organism in Eukaryota, Evosea, Eumycetozoa, Dictyosteliales, Dictyosteliaceae. The transcript is spliced from 2 exons. Gene Ontology annotation, cellular component: membrane.